CACGGUUCACCAACCCAUACAGGAUAAAGUUGUCUUGGACAUUAGGAGUUCCCUGUUGAAGGCCUAUUGGAGGUGAGGGGCUACCUCUGGCCCACUGCUUUCGUCAGGAAAGACAGCGAAAAAAAAACUCUCUCCGGUCACGCCAACUUUCCAGCGCUUUCUCGUACACGUUUCGCCUAGGGAGACGAGGGAAAGAUGCGGCUGAUAACGCACAACAUGCUCAAGUCCAACAUCAAGGGGGUCGAGUCAGGCUAUCCGCUGGGUAUCGAGGUCGUCAAGAUGGAGGAGCAGGAGCUGGAGUUCAAUCCAGAUUUCAUCCGCAACAUGCUGGCCAAGCUGGAAUGGGAUGCGUUCAGGGCGGCCGCGACUGCUCUCGAAGCCGGGGGGGAAUUGCCUGAAGAGGUGACAGAGGAGAUGAAAGGAGACGAGGAGGUGUUGCGAAGAGUUCAUCAUGCCCUCAUGGAGGUGCACCUGGUAGAGGGCGAGCUCGUCUGCCCCGAGACGGGCCGCAAGUUUCCCGUGAGACAAGGCGUGCCCAACAUGCUUCUGCAUGAAGACGAGAUAUGAGGCGGGACACGCGCUUCGCAAGGGGGACGGUGGAGAGACGUCUCGACCACGGAAAAUCGCAAGAGGGUUGAUCAUUUCCCCCCUGCGUUGGAGGCCGCAGCGCUGCAGGGGAGGAGGGAGCAAGGGGGGGGGGACGACUGCCGGGAUGUUUGUGCUUCC
Messenger RNA from Ectocarpus siliculosus, 726 nucleotides. The record is from the annotation of a GenBank genome assembly. Lineage: Eukaryota; Phaeophyceae; Ectocarpales; Ectocarpaceae.